AGUCAAAACAAUCGGUAGCGGAGCUCUGCUUCAGCCUUCCAGGGAAGCAGCGACCGGCUUUCAUUGCUUUGCUGAAGGAUUAGUUGAACUUCCUACAGGUCUUACGCCUAUCCGGAUUGCAGCUGAUAAUUUCAAGAUGGUGUAUGAAAUAACUGAGCAAAAAAAGAUUGGCUUGGGUCUUAUUGGCUUUGGUAUCUUCUUCUCAUUUCUUGGUGUAAUCCUCUUCUUUGACAGGGGUCUACUUGCUCUAGGAAAUAUUUUUUGCUUAGCAGGGGUGGCAAUUUUGAUCGGUUGGUAUUCUACUUUGCAGCUUUUCACUAACAGGAAAAACUACAAGGGUUCUGCUUCUUUUCUUCUGGGUCUCUUUUUCUUAUUUGUUCGUUGGCCGAUAGUUGGUAUAAUCUUGGAGAUAUAUGGUUGCAUUGUUCUUUUUGGUGGCUUUUGGCCUUCUGUCAGGGUCUUCCUCUGUCAGAUUCCAGUUUUUGGAUGGGUUAUACAGUAUCCUGUCAUGAUCCUUGAUCGCUUGAGAAGGGGUUCUGCUUGAAUACACGGUGUGAAGUAUCUAACCUUAAUUUCAUUCAAGGUGCUAUUUGGGGUUUUAUAUUUUACGUUGUUUUACAUUCAAUUUGAAAAGCUUAAGAUGCUUGAGCAUGAAUACAUAUGGGAAGCCUCCCCACAUCAAGGGAACCUAGUUAAAUAUCAUACAUAUAGUGUUAUGGAUACUAGAGGAUGAUAAGUCAUGGAAUGAUAUCCUUGAAUCCAAAACCUAAAUUUGUAUUUUGCUUGCUUUUUGACAACAAUAUAAAGCAGUAAAAAGUAAUGUUCAAUGCUUUAUAUGACGUGUAGGCAUAAGCUUGUUUGAAGAGUCUGAGAAUGAUUGAAAGUUCUAGCUGCAAUGCCCAAGACGUUCAGACAACACUGGAUGGGCUGAUUUGACAAUUUCUAUUUAUUGUCAAUGUCUUAACCAGGAUCAGUGAAAGAGGUUAGAUCUCAGGUUAAGUUGAUCUGUCCAUUUGUACAACUUAUGGUGAUCAGAUAAGUAGUACCCCAACCGAAUGUUUUAAGCGUUUGA
This is a messenger RNA of Theobroma cacao (cacao), 1072 nucleotides long. RefSeq names its product Got1/Sft2-like vescicle transport protein family. Gene Ontology annotation, biological process: retrograde transport, endosome to Golgi; endoplasmic reticulum to Golgi vesicle-mediated transport. The record is from RefSeq and is a predicted model, not a curated record. Lineage: Eukaryota; Viridiplantae; Streptophyta; Magnoliopsida; Malvales; Malvaceae.